This is a messenger RNA of Fusarium redolens, 1257 nucleotides long. RefSeq lists its product as uncharacterized. The record is from RefSeq and is a predicted model, not a curated record. The transcript has 2 exons. The coding region runs from base 1 to 1257 and encodes 418 amino acids. NCBI's taxonomy places the organism in Eukaryota, Fungi, Ascomycota, Sordariomycetes, Hypocreales, Nectriaceae.
AUGGGGUACGUAAGGAAGUCUUCUGAACCAAAUACCAAGGUUUUACUCUAUGGCCGUCUCUCCGGACGGUAUCCUCGAGCAGUACUUGAGAAAAACCUUAAAAAAAAAGCCAAGUUUGAAAUUGUCAAGAAAUUUGAGGAUAGACCGAACUAUUUUGUUUGUACAGAAACUGCCUUCAAAAAUAUGGACAAAUAUAAGGAAGGGAACAAGGUUUCCCAGGCAGUGGCGAAUAUGACAACCAUAUGCAAACCUGGCUGGUUAUAUGAUGCUCUAGAAGGAAACUUAGACCCCAAAGAGCACCAUAUCCAGUGGCCUCCAGAAAAGAGAGGAAACCCCCUGGAGAAGUUAAGGUGGAACAAACUACUACACGAGUGUUGGGUUCGUGCAGAGCAAGGAAUUAAUAGUUGGCAAUGCCGGGCUUUUAUUAUUCCCCUCCUCCUCGGGGUGUCCAAUGAGGCCAUGGCAGCCGAUUUUUCAGUCCACCUAUCUCAAUGCGAGAUGCCUAAUAAGAGUCAGAAAUAUCUUAGUACAGUUGAUCUGCAGAAACGAUUUUCUAAUGCCCUUCUUGCUAGCAGUAAAUCAUACCCUAGGCCUAUAAUAUUCUCAUCAGAUUCCAUCUGUAGAGACCUCGAUCUCCCUUCUGUCGCUGAGAUUAAAAAUAAAGACGGCAUGGACUUGAAUGGGCUUGAAAUAUUUGCUCUCUUAAGAGAUCAUAACGACAUUCAGAAAAAUAUCCACAGUAAUUUCGAUUCUAUGAUAUUGUUCAUAUUCAUAUCCCAGGUUUCACUUCAUGACAAAGCUGAAGAGGCGCUGAACAGUCUGCUUAAAAAAUUUCAAGAUACAGAAAUGGAACAAGGGUUAUGGAUUCUCCAUCAACUCAUCCGCAAUAUGUCUAUGCGGAAAAUCGAUCGCUUGUUAAAAUGGCAAGAUAUUCCUACUGAAGAUACAGAAGGCUGGUGGAAAGUGAGGUAUAGAAAUGAGGAGGCUUUUGUAAUCUCCUUAUACAAUGAGAUGGAAGACCAGGAAGUUUGGACUGAGGUAAAAAUCAAGGAUUUUGAACGAUUUUCGAGACUUAAGUCUAAGGAGAAGAUAGACUGUUACAUUCAGGACCGCCGCAGUUGUACAGCGCUACUUCCCACGGGGUUACGAAUUCCCCUUUCCAAACACCAGGAGGAUGCGAAUGAUAAGCAAGAUGAUGAGCAGAGCUCCCUGGGAGAUGCCUCCGACGAAAAAAGAAAGGGCAAAGAUAAAUCUUAG